AUGUCAGUGGAGCAAUGGGUUAGUGAUGAGCUUCAUGCGAUAGUGGGUAUCAGUGACCGAACAAUUUGCCAGUACGUUCUCGCCCUUGCUCGAAGAAGUAAUAGCACAGAAGACUUCAUCGGCAAACUGAAAGAUAAUGAUGCUCUCGAAAUCAACGAUAGCGUGCGACAAUUCGCCUCUCAACUCAUGAAUAAGCUCCCAAAAGCAGCUCCAAAGACAACAACACGUAAAGGACCUUCUGCCGCAGAACUUCGAGAGCGGGAGCUGAUGCGACUGAGCAACACCAUGACAGUACUGGAAGAUGAGGAACCGGUGUACACAAGAAAAUCCUCUCAUCAACGGAAACGACGUGAGAGCAGUAGCGACGAUGAGGCCCCGCAAUCAUCAAAAAAGGUGGAGUCAAAGCAGGAGAAGCGAAAAGAAGCAUCUAGUGAUUCCGAUUUUGAAGCCAUUGAAGGAGAGCUUGAUCGUGACAUCAAAGAAAGAGAUGAGCUGGCUGCGAGAAUUCGGAAAAGAGAGAAAGAGAAGACUCGCAAUGUUCUUGAACAGAAAAGGAAGAUACCGGAUAAUAAGGAUAAGGAAGCAUACUCUAUUGACAAAUUACGGGAAGAGUCUCGUCGGCAAUAUCUUGCUAAAAGAAAGGACGACAAGCUCGAUGAGUUGCGGAAAGUUGUACAGGAUGAUGAAAUGCUGUUUGCUAAUGAAGAUCUUACCGAACGUGAACGAAAGGAUAUGGAAUACCGAAAGAAAGUGUUAGAAUAUGCUGAGCAGCACGAAAAAGCUGCUGAUAUUAUGAAAACAAAGCGGUACUAUGUUCCGGAUGCGAAAGUCAAAUCCAUACCCACAGAGUACGUUGAGGACACGGAGGAAGUUCGUCAUGGAGGAGACGGCGCCAAAUGGGAACAUGAGCAGCUUCUGGCUAGUAUGCUGCAUUAUGGUGCGAAGGACGCGAAAUCCAAACAAGAAGAGUUUGAACUGUUGCUCGACGACAAGAUUGACUUCAUUCAAGCUCUUCAAAUGCCUGGUACUCUGGAUCCGAAGGAGGAAGAGAUCACGGCUGCCCAAAAGAGAAAAAUGACGAUAGAGGAGACGCGAAAGUCGCUACCUGUUUACGCCUUCCGAGAGCAAUUUAUUGAAGCUGUCAAGGAACAUCAGGUAUUGAUCAUAGAAGGAGAGACUGGCUCAGGGAAAACUACACAGCUACCGCAGUACCUUUAUGAAGCUGGUUUCUGCAAAGACGGAAAGAAAAUUGGUUGCACUCAGCCACGUCGUGUCGCAGCAAUGUCUGUAGCAGCGAGAGUAGCUGAGGAAGUGGGAUGUAAAUUAGGCAUGCAGGUUGGUUACAGUAUUCGGUUUGAAGACUGCACUUCUGAGAAAACUGUUUUGAAAUAUAUGACAGAUGGCAUGCUGUUACGUGAAUUUUUGAACGAGCCGGACCUCGCAAGUUACAGGCAUGUUUUUGUAUUUCACUGUGUCAUGAUGAUUGACGAAGCCCACGAGAGAACUCUGCACACGGACAUUCUCUUUGGUCUCGUCAAAGAUAUAGCCAGAUUUAGAAAGGAUCUGAAACUCCUGAUCUCCUCGGCUACUCUUGACGCCGAAAAGUUCUCAACAUUUUUCGACGAUGCUCCGAUUUUCCGAAUUCCUGGAAGAAGAUUUCCUGUCGACAUCUACUAUACGCAAGCUCCAGAAGCGGACUACAUGGAUGCUGUUAUGGUCACAGUCAUGCAAAUUCAUCUCACGCAACCAUUACCUGGCGACAUUCUCGUGUUUCUGACAGGUCAAGAGGAGAUUGAAUCUGUGCAGGAAGCCCUUAUGGAGAAGACGAAAGCGCUAGGAAGUAAAAUCAAAGAAUUAAUUCCAUUACCAAUUUAUGCAAAUCUGCCGUCCGAUCUACAAGCAAAAAUUUUUGAACCCACACCACCUAACGCUAGAAAGGUAAUUCUCGCCACAAAUAUCGCCGAAACAUCUGUCACCAUCGACGGUAUUUGCUAUGUCAUCGAUCCUGGUUUUUCCAAACAAAAUUCUUUUGAUGCGAGGAGUGGAGUCGAGCACUUGCAUGUGGUUACGAUCUCAAAGGAAACGCUGGUAAUUGCACUAGAACAACUGUAUGCACUUGGUGCUCUUAAACAUCAUCGAGGCGAGCUAACCAAGUUGGGACGGCGCAUGGCUGAAUUUCCUUGUGAUCCAUGUAUGAGCAAAAUGAUAAUCGCCAGUGAAAAGUACGGAUGUUCUGAAGAAAUUCUCACCAUUUGCGCGAUGUUAUCUUGCAAUGCAGCUGUGUUCUAUAGGUGCAUGGAGAAUUUUGUGCAACAUCGAACAAUGAAGAAAGCAAGGGAUAUUCGCGAUCAACUGGAAGGACUGCUUGAACGAGUCGAGAUUGAGCCU
This is a messenger RNA of Ostertagia ostertagi, 2388 nucleotides long. Lineage: Eukaryota; Metazoa; Nematoda; Chromadorea; Rhabditida; Trichostrongylidae. The record is from the annotation of a GenBank genome assembly.